Messenger RNA from Acinonyx jubatus (cheetah), 2640 nucleotides. RefSeq names its product CD180 molecule (gene CD180). Lineage: Eukaryota; Metazoa; Chordata; Mammalia; Carnivora; Felidae. The record is from RefSeq and is a predicted model, not a curated record. Bases 166 to 2151 code for a protein of 661 amino acids. Gene Ontology annotation, molecular function: protein binding. The transcript is spliced from 3 exons. Gene Ontology annotation, cellular component: extracellular matrix.
UGCAGCACAGAACCAGCUGAGCAAUCAACAGCAUUUCUUGUUCCCAGAUCACCCUUCUGAGCACUUCUCUGCCUGCCGAAUAACUGAGGCCAUUAGAGUUUGAUUCCAUUUCUCUGCUCCAGGCAUAAGAUAAGCCCACCAAGCUGGGGUGGCCUCAUUCGGGUGAUGGCUCCCUGUGCCAGCUGCUUCCUGUUGGCAGUGAUGUUUUCUGCCAGCUGUAAAGCCAUCACCUCCUCGGAUCAGAUGUGCACUGAGAAAGAAGCCAACAAAACUUAUAACUGUGAAAAUUUAGGUCUCACAGAAGUUCCUGACACUCUACCAAACACAACAGAAUUUUUAGAAUUUGGCUUUAACUUCUUGCCUGUAAUUGAAAAUACAACUUUCACCAGACUCAUCGAUCUUAUGUUUUUGGACUUAACCAGGUGCCAAAUUAACUGGGUACAUGAAGACACUUUUCAAUACCAGCAUCAGUUGAACACAAUUGUAUUGACUGGAAAUCCCCUGAUAUUCAUGGCAGAAACAGCAUUUAAUGGGCCCAAAUCGCUGAAGCAUCUUUCCUUAAUCCAAACAGGAAUAUCCAAUCUCGAGUUUAUCCCAGUGUAUAAUCUGGAACAGUUGGAAAGUUUGCAUCUUGGAAGCAACCAUAUUUCCUCCAUUAAGUUCCCAGAGAACUUCCCAACACAGAAUUUGAAAGUCCUGGAUUUUCAGAAUAACGCUAUAUACUAUAUCUCGAGUGAAGACAUGAAUGCUCUGGAGAAGGCCACCAACCUAAGCCUUAAUUUCAACGGCAAUGACAUUAAAGCCAUUGAGCCUGGAGCUUUCCAUUCAAAAAGCUUCCAAAGUUUGAAAUUUGGAGGGAUUCUUAACUUGUCUGUUAUAUUAAAAGGUCUACAGAACUCCACUACUCAGUCUCUCUGGCUGGGGACAUUCGAAGACUCUGAUGACCAAGACCUUACUCCAGCCAUGUUUGAGGGACUUUGUGAAAUGUCUGUGGAAAGCAUCAAUCUACAGAAGCACCAUUUCUCUAAUAUCUCAUCUACCACAUUUCGCUGCUUCACUCAACUUAAGGAAUUGGAUCUGACGGCAACUCACCUGAAAGCAUUGCCCUCCGGGAUUGAGGGUAUGAAUGCUCUCAAGAAAUUAGUUCUCAAUGUAAAUAAUUUUGACCAAUUGUGUCAGAUCAAUGCUGCCAGUUUUCCAUCCCUCACAGACCUCUCUAUCAAAGGCAACAUGAAAACACUUGACUUCGGUGCUGGGUGUUUGGAAAAACUAGAAAAUCUUCAGAAACUUGAUUUAAGCCACAAUGAUAUAGAAGCUUCCGACUGCUGCAAUCUGCAACUCAAAAACCUGCCCCACUUACAAUACCUAAACCUGAGCUACAAUGAGCCUCUUGGUCUUCAGAGUCAGGCAUUCAAAGAAUGUCCUCAGUUAGAACAUCUAGAUUUGGCAUUUACCCACUUGCGCAUUAAGGCUCCACAAAGUCCUUUCCAAAACCUCCGUCUCCUACAGGUUCUGAAUCUUUCUCACUGUCUCCUGGAUACCAGCAAUCAGCACCUUCUAGCAGGCCUGGUGGAUCUCCGCCAUCUAAAUUUACAGGGGAAUCACUUUCAAGAUAGGCGCAUCUCAAAGACCAACCUACUUCAGCCCUUGAACAGCUUGGAGAUUCUUAGUUUAUCCUCCUGUGACCUCCUUUCCAUAGACAAGCAAGCAUUCCAGAGCCUUGGAAAAAUGAGUCACAUAGACUUAAGCUACAACAGCCUGACGGGCGAUAGCAUCGAUGCUCUUAGCCAUCUUCAGGGGAUCUACCUCAAUCUGGCCGUCAACAGCAUCCACGCCAUCCCACCUCUUCUCCUCCACACCCUGUCCCAGCAGAACACCAUUAACUUAAGCCACAAUCCCCUGGACUGCACUUGUUCGAACAUACAUUUUAUAACAUGGUACAAAGAAAACCUGCAGAAAAUUGAGGGUGUGGAGGAAACCAUGUGUGCAAACCCUCCAUCUUUAAGGGGAUUUAAACUGUAUGAUGUCGAACUGUCCUGUGGGAUUACGGCUGUGGGCAUUUUCUUUCUUAUAGUAUUUUUACUCUUCAUUGCCAUUCUGCUCGUUUUUUCAGUUAAAUUCCUCCUCAGGUGGAAAUAUGAGCACAUUUAGUGCUGAAGCUUUCUGGAGAUGGCAAAUGAAUGUGUUUAGGGAAACUGCCCCAAGUAAAGGAACUGUUGUCUGUUGUUGGCUGUCAGAAUUUUCAGAUUGGUUCCUGCAGCUGGACAGGACUUGCUGUGCUUUUCUGAGUCCCAGAGCUAAUGAACCUUCCUGGAAUGUAAACUGACUAGGACCAGGGGACCAAACAACAGCUGUGAGAGACACAGAGCCAUUUGCUCACAUGAAAGGUGGUUGGAGGACCCGUGGCAGGGAAAGGCCAGGAGAGGAAUGUUCGAGGAGGUGAUCUUCCUUCCACUCGUGGACACUUCCCGAAGCAGCGCAUACCCUGACCCUAAAAGGAGACCAACAACUUGGGGGCACUGGUGACCCCAGUCCAAACUCUGUCUCCUGUGGCUUGGGCAUCGUGCUUGGCUCUGAGUCCUCAAUAAGACAGUCAUUUGAGAAACUUGUUGAGGAUAAAGUCUCAAUCCUUUUUUUUUU